AUGCCCAUCGUGUACGAUGGCUCGAGGGGCAGCAGCCAUGGCGACCUGUUUACGGGCCUGAAGCUGUUCAUUUUCCAUCGUGUACCGCAACGAGAGAGAUGGAUCGACCUUGUGCAGGGCAACGGAGGCGAGGUGGUCAAGCUCGAGUCACAGGCCGACAUGCUCAUCGCCGACCACGUCAAGAGAGGCGGCGCUGCUCCACCCCCUGGGUCAUAUUCAUGGCAAUGGAUCGAAUAUUCCGUCAAGAAUGGUUAUCUUGAGCACAAGGACGACUAUCGAAUCGAGGAAGCCCCAGCAAGAACGGCUGGGACCUCCGCCCCCACCAAGGGCAAACGCGUUCCCUUUACCAGCAAUGACGAUGACAUCUUGAUGAAGUUCGUAGUGGGCCACGAGAGGCAAGGAAACGCUAUCAGCGGAAAUGUCAUCUUUAAGAUUCUUGAGGAACAGCCCGGUCCUUCCAAUACGCAAUCUACGCCCUCCAGAUCUCCUAUGUCGACGCCCAAGAAGCAGGAAAGGCGCCAUGGCAGGAAUCUUUUCACUAAAGAAGAUGACAAGUUGCUGCUAGAAAUGAUUCGAAAGACACUAGAGUUCAACAAGGCCGCCGCUGCUGAGGGCAAAUCUGGCAAGCGACUGAGUGGCAAUAAGAUCUAUCAAGAGUUUGCAGAAGAGAAGAAGGAGCAGGUUGGGAAGACGAUUCAGCUGCGCAGCCGCAACCGCAAUCGGGGCCAAACCGAGAUGAAGCGACUCGGACACCGACUAAGAGAGUACCGGCUCCGUCAUCAACAGCGGUGCCGUCACCAGCACAGCGUACAACACAACCACCAGAUGCGAGAUCCGACGGCGAGAGGCUCAAGAGACAGCAACAGAGCAAGAGAAGAGCUCGCGCUGCGCAAUUGCUUCAACGAACUUGGAGAGGUCACGUCGUCAGACGAGACCUCGCUUGAGGACGAUCAAGACGAGGACACCGAACAGUACGAGGAUGCUCAGGAGGGCUUGAGCCAAGAAGUGGACGGCAACGAUUCAAGCUCAAGAGAUCAGUUUUACGAUGAUCUCCAAGAUUAUCUUGAAGUGAGCGGCGCCGAGAUUCAGCAUCGCCCUGUCGUUGCAGGGCGCGAAAUUGAGCUGUGGGAUCUGUUUACGGCAGUAACACAACAGGACUGCGCUGUCGAGGACCGUGACUGGACGAACGUGGCACAACGACUGGGCUUCGACUGGACAAAAUCAGCAACGUGCGCCGAGAACUUGAGAGCAUGCUACAACCGCAACCUAGCAGAUUUCGAAGAAGCCAUCGGUCCCUACGACGACCAAGAUGACACAUCGGUAGUUGACGACGAACAUGUUGCCCAUGACGAAGAGCUAGUUUUGCCCCAGACGUCGGACGCUGUGACGGCGCCUAAAGAGCCUUAUGCAGCUCCGUCGUCUCCUCCAUACCGAUCAUCUUCACCAAUCGCAGGAUUGAAGCGAUCCUUCCAGCAGUCAAAUGCCUCGCAAUCUGAGCUCGGAUAUCCUUCAGAUGGAUCAAGAAAACGGCGACGGCGCGAUUACGGAAAAGUAAUUCCACCAACGCCAGACCGCGAACUCAGAUUCACAGGAGAGUCGAGCAGUCGCGCAGAAGCGCAAGGCUUUUCCUCGCCCUCAAAUCACCGCGAAGCCGCUCCCAGACCCAACAACGUGUACGCAGCAGACGAUGCAGAGGACUUUCUGAAUACUGGUAUGCAUGAUAUUGAAGAGGUCGACGAACUUCCCGAACUUGCGCCUUCAAAAAAGAAGAGAUUCCUUGAGCCCGAGACUCAGGACUUCGGACUAGCAAUGGGUGGCGAUGAACACGUGCGUCAGACGAUCGAAAGAAGCAACACCGGGUACUUCACAGAUGAGGACGACAAUACGCCUUCGCAACAGCUUCUGUCCGAGCUUGAUGCAUUUUCCAGCCCCGCACCUCCAGUCUCGAGAACAGGCAACGGUACUGCACCUGCAAAUCGACCGCCCUUCGUAGAGCCUAGGCCUAGACCUUUCGGAGGUCCCGCGCAGAUGACACACACUUCUGCUUCCAGGACAGCAACCAUCACUGGGUCCAACGUUGUAGCAACGAGUGCCAGUGCGUCGAGCUUGAAGGCCACGAAGCGGUCACUGCCACAGCACUACCAGAGACAGCCACCUGCUCCAGCUGCUAUACGAAAUGGCAUUGCUGUACCACAGUCCCAUCCCAUGUCUCCCAUUGCGGAUCGAACUGCAGCUGUAGCUCCUAAAGACGUCAACCAAAGAUCCAGGCAGUCAGUGCCUUCAACUCCCACACGAGCUGCGCUACCUUCCACGCAACUGCGAAGACCCUCUGCGAGAGUCUAUACGUCUCCUACGCUAGCGCCGAAACAAUCGCACAGCCAGGACCCGGCCCAACCUGUCGAUUUUGGCAAGGAAUAUGUCGAUGCUCAAUUUGAGCAUUUCUUGGCCCUCGGGUAUGACACUCGUCAAAUCGGGCAAGCCAUGGAAGCAGCCUCUCUCCACCGUGGUCCCAUGACCGUCGCGCUUCAGUCACUCGAUUCCGGCAAAGGAAUUCCUCGCGAUGCGCCCGGAGUGUGGACAGACGAUGACGACGAGAAGUUGAGGAAGGUCAGGGAUUACGAUCGCAGGGCGAAGAUGGAUGCCUCAUCCUCGGGCUCUAAUGAGGAUCCAAGGGAAAAGGCGCGGGUGGAGCGCUUCAGGAAAUUCUUGGCCAUGAAACAUGACGAGUGGGUGGGCGUCAGGUUGAGGUUCAUGGACGUGAUGGAUAAGGGGCCGGAUGCGUGA
Diaporthe amygdali is the source of this 2784-nucleotide messenger RNA. RefSeq lists its product as uncharacterized. Gene Ontology annotation, cellular component: shelterin complex. Gene Ontology annotation, molecular function: telomeric repeat DNA binding. NCBI's taxonomy places the organism in Eukaryota, Fungi, Ascomycota, Sordariomycetes, Diaporthales, Diaporthaceae. The transcript is spliced from 5 exons. Gene Ontology annotation, biological process: telomere maintenance via telomere lengthening; regulation of DNA-templated transcription. The record is from RefSeq and is a predicted model, not a curated record. Bases 1 to 2784 code for a protein of 927 amino acids.